CAAAAGGCCCAUCCUUCCUGUAAGCAAACACAAAAACCCCAAUUCUCCCUUCUCCCCCUCUCCGAAAGUCGCAGUGCGAUCCACGCAACAAUGGUUUACAUAACUUCCUGGGACGAGUUCGUCGAGCGAUCCGUCCAGCUUUUCCGCGCCGAUCCCGAAUCUACUCGAUACGUGAUGAAAUACCGGCAUUGCGAGGGGAAAUUGGUUCUUAAGGUUACUGAUAAUAAAGAGUGUCUGAAAUUCAAAACAGACCAGGCGCAAGACGCUAAGAAGAUGGAGAAACUCAACAACAUAUUCUUCACUUUGAUGUCCCGAGGUCCUGAUGCGGAUCCAUCAGAAGUUACUGGGAAAGACCAGAUGGACGCACAGCCAACCAAGAAAGGACGGGGAAGAAAACAAUAGUUGUGUCGGCGUAAUUAGGUUGUUUUUAGGACUGAUCUUACAGGGAACCAUGGAUUACUAUUCAGACCGAAUUUUUGGAGAUGGUUACAGAAGAUUGUGGUUCUUUCUUUUCCCCGAUGUUCGCUUUUUAUUUCAUUUUAUAUAUAAAAGGAUUGUUGACAACUU
This is a messenger RNA of Pyrus x bretschneideri (Chinese white pear), 567 nucleotides long. RefSeq names its product signal recognition particle 9 kDa protein. Gene Ontology annotation, biological process: SRP-dependent cotranslational protein targeting to membrane; negative regulation of translational elongation. The record is from RefSeq and is a predicted model, not a curated record. Gene Ontology annotation, cellular component: signal recognition particle, endoplasmic reticulum targeting. Gene Ontology annotation, molecular function: 7S RNA binding. The transcript has 4 exons. The coding region runs from base 91 to 402 and encodes 103 amino acids. NCBI's taxonomy places the organism in Eukaryota, Viridiplantae, Streptophyta, Magnoliopsida, Rosales, Rosaceae.